Messenger RNA from Leguminivora glycinivorella, 1375 nucleotides. RefSeq names its product double-stranded RNA-specific editase 1-like. Lineage: Eukaryota; Metazoa; Arthropoda; Insecta; Lepidoptera; Tortricidae. The record is from RefSeq and is a predicted model, not a curated record. The transcript has 9 exons. Bases 154 to 1080 code for a protein of 308 amino acids.
CCCGGGUCAGUUCGUGCCUGCUGGUGAGCAACCGUUCAACCAGCAGCAGUUCACACCGGCCCGCAGCCGCCACUGCCGCAGCAGCCCCGCCAGCCGCAGCAGCAGAACUUGCAGAAUGUGCCCAUUCAGCAGACACUACAGAGUGACGUGGAGAUGAAGACUGAGCCGGGCACCGAAGGGAACGCCGAGGGCGGCAACGGAGCCGCCGGCGGCCGCCCCCACUGGAUGAAGAACAAGCUGGCUGGAGUAAAGAAAGUGUCGAACAAGGAGCGUCGCCGCCGCCAAAACGAGACUCUUCGCCGCCUGCUCACGCCCAAGAACGCGCUCAUGGUGCUCAACGAGAUGAUGCCCAAUGAACAGCUGAACACGCAAUUCAAGGUGGAGGCGGCCGGCAACCAGUUCUACAAGCCGGCCAAUCAGCAGAGCUUCUGCGCGGACCUCACUCUCGAUGGCAAUGUGUACAAGGGAUAUGGUGAGAACAAGCUGUCUGCGCGUAACGCGGCCGCAGAGAAGGCCAUCCGCGACUUGAUCAUCAAGCGCAUGUCCAAGGUGUUCGCCAAAGAUGCCUCCAAUGCUGAAAACGCUGAGUCUGCAGAGGGCGACAACGCGAACGGAGAGGCUGAAGAGACUCUGCCCAUGAUCCAGCUGGCUUCCUUUGCUCUCCACAAGCUCUUCUCGGAGUGGGAGUAUGAAGGAGUCAAGGUGCCUCAGCUGAAGCCUGGUGCGAACAACAGCACAUCUGACUCCAUGGAGGUGAUCGAGCCGCCGCCGCCCAAGCCCAAGCCCGCCAUGAAGCGCCGCGACCUGCCGCCCAACGCCGCCGCGCUGCAUCCCUGCAUGCUGCUCUCAUACAUGCGACCUGGACUCGAGUACCGCGAGCUCGCCGUCACCGGGGACAAGCCGCAGACCAUGUCCUUCACCAUGGGCAUCGACGUGGACGGCGCCACCUACAUCGGCAAAGCGUCGAACAAGAAGGAGGCGCGGCGCUCGGCCGCGCGCGCCGCGUGCGCCGCGCUCUUCAACGUGGCCUUCCCCGACACGCCCGCCGCCACCACCCCCGCCGCCACCAUGCAGCAGUAGGCCGUGUCACAACAGACGAUCCACUUUAUACUAUACUUUCUGUUGUUACAAGUUUACCGACGCGAUGCGACAUGUAUCACUGUUUAACGCGUCUUGAGAUCCGUUUGUUCGUGUAGAUAAGUAAACUUUAAUCGUGAUCGUCGAGAUACUAAAGAGACGAGAAUAUCUUAUAGACGACUUUCGUAUGCCGAGGGACCGCCUCGAAUUCGAACAUUUUACUUCGUAGACAAAAUAGGAUCAUGUACGACUAAGUACGAUGUCGGAAUAAAUUUACACACUGAUAUGAAAGAAAUAG